This is a messenger RNA of Thunnus maccoyii (southern bluefin tuna), 810 nucleotides long. RefSeq names its product Fc receptor-like protein 5. Lineage: Eukaryota; Metazoa; Chordata; Actinopteri; Scombriformes; Scombridae. The record is from RefSeq and is a predicted model, not a curated record. The transcript has 6 exons. Gene Ontology annotation, biological process: cell surface receptor signaling pathway. Bases 19 to 810 code for a protein of 263 amino acids. Gene Ontology annotation, molecular function: transmembrane signaling receptor activity.
GCACUGAGCAGGAAAAUUAUGGAAACAUCUCUACAGUCUCUGCUCUUUCUGAGCUUACUGCUGUGCUGCACAACAAACCAAGCCCUCACAGCUCACCUGACUGUGAGUCCCAGCAGCUCUCAGAUGUUUAAAGGAGAGUUUGUCACUCUGAGCUGUGAGGAGGACGACAGCUCUGCUGGAUGGACGCUGAGGAGGAACACAACCACAGAAACUAGAACUGAGUGUGGAGUUAAAUGGGGAAGAUCAACUGGUUCUUCUUGUAUCAUCAGCUACAUCCAAAGACUGGACAGUGGAGUUUACUGGUGUGAGUCCAGAGAGGGAGCAACCAGUAACAGCAUCAACAUCACUGUCACUGAUGGAUCAGUGAUCCUGCAGAGUCCUGUCCUCCCUGUGAUGGAGGGAGAUGAUGUCACUCUGCACUGUAAAACAAAGACCUCCAACUUCACAGCUGAUUUCUAUAAAGAUGGCUCCCUCAUCAGGACUGAGCCUGCAGGUCACAUGACCAUCCACCAUGUUUCCAAGUCUGAUGAGGGCCUCUACAAGUGUCACAACAGCAGUCAUGGAGAGUCUCCAUCCAGCUGGAUCACUGUCACAGUGAAACCCACCACCACAUCUCAACCUACAUCCCCUUCUACCUCUAGUCCCUCCUCCACCUCUCCUCCUUCAUCAUCCACCUCUCCUCCUUCAUCAUCCACCACUCCUCAUCCCCCUGUGUUGUGGUCUGUUGCACCUGUCUGUGUUCUGGUUUUGCUGGUUGUACUGGUUCUACUGGUGAGACGAUGUGUUCGGAGGAAACCUAAAGAAAUUUAA